Maniola jurtina (meadow brown) is the source of this 6101-nucleotide messenger RNA. It is a transcript of the gene Pi3K68D, whose product is annotated as phosphatidylinositol 4-phosphate 3-kinase C2 domain-containing subunit alpha. The coding region runs from base 345 to 5711 and encodes 1788 amino acids. The transcript has 31 exons. Lineage: Eukaryota; Metazoa; Arthropoda; Insecta; Lepidoptera; Nymphalidae. The record is from RefSeq and is a predicted model, not a curated record. Gene Ontology annotation, molecular function: 1-phosphatidylinositol-4-phosphate 3-kinase activity; phosphatidylinositol binding; 1-phosphatidylinositol-3-kinase activity. Gene Ontology annotation, cellular component: phosphatidylinositol 3-kinase complex; plasma membrane; cytoplasm. Gene Ontology annotation, biological process: phosphatidylinositol-mediated signaling; cell migration; phosphatidylinositol 3-kinase/protein kinase B signal transduction.
CAAAUGUCGAUGUCGAUUCUUCUUUCUAUGAUUUGGAUCAUUUUGAAUUUGCACAAUUUUUUUGAGUUCCAGUUCAGACUUCAGUCAGAAAAACAUAACAGCUGAACCUAAAUUGAUCGUAAUUAGUAGAAUGUCGUAAAAAUUAAAACAAAUAAAUCCGGGAAGUAAGUUUUUGUAACUUAGUAGGCACUAAUAAGAGUAAUGAACUAAUGACAGUUUCAGUUUGUUUGGCAAAUGCCGAAGUGUUUUGUACCGUGCGUGGUGAUGAUGUGAAACAAAACAGUGAAUACUGUCGUUAUUCUCAUGCUUUUUGUGGAAUCAAGUUAUAAAGCGGGCAACCGAUAAUGUCGGAGUACGACCUGCAGUUCCAAGCGGAUCUUGAGAAGGCCCAGGCUCUCAGUUUAGAAAGUUUGGCAUUGGAGCAAUUCCGAAGGCAGAAGCAGCUAUCUAGUUCAGAUAAUGGUCAAGAUACGGGCAGCGCCAGUGUUCGACGGCGCGAGGAGAGUGAAGGACCGCCUCCCGCUUUGCCGCCCCCGCCACGAAGACCACCUAGAAGAACUUCUAGCUCGGAGAGCUCUAGAUCGACGGGAACCAGCCCGACCCGCAACGCCAGUAGUGAUCUGAUAUCGUUCACGAGCCCAACCAGUAAGACUGCCCCAAAAGACUCUCAUGCUUCCCUCAAGGAGUACAUUGACCAGAUCAGCAAAUUGGGGCAACAGACUGAAGAAAUCACAUUGAACACGCCCGAACAAUCUCAAGCAAUGAAUAACCAGAACAAUCAAAGGCCGGGCUACCCGUACGCGCCGUACAACUAUGGCUACCCUCCGCCAUACACGCCUAUGGCUCCUUAUCCGAACAUACCGUAUGGAAUGCCCUCCCCAAUGGGGCCAAUGCCCCACUAUGCCUUCUACCCGCCAAUGUUGGCCCAACCGGAUCAACAACCCACAUACGUCACCACUCCGCCAAUAUAUGCGCCAACGAUUCCUUAUGCUCAAACUAGGAUGGCUACUCCAUCCCCUUACGUGACAUAUCCUCCCCAAACGCCUCAAACCCCUGGAUCCUACAAUUACAAUACAACGAACUUAAUAUCGAGGCCCACGAGACCUGCUUCCAUAUACCCCCAGCUCCAUCAAGUGCCAAGAUAUGUUCUACCGCCAAGUAAUGCGCCAACAAAUAAUGUGAAUAAUAAUAAUAAUGCUGUUAAACUGCCAGCUACUAAGCCAGAACCCUCCCGAGACAGUGUGGAAAGCAAUACUUCAAAGAAGUCUGAUGUGUCGAACGAGGCCACCGAUGACCUGGGCAACUUGCCGAAAUCGAUGAACCUGAUCGACUUCGGCGGGCGCAAGUCCAGCGGGCAAGGUAGCGUAAGAGUCAGUGUGCUAGAGGCGUUUGAUCCGCUACUAACUGAACAGAAUCAUUCCGAUUAUGCCGCUAAAAGUGAAUGUUCGAGCGUGUACGAGGAAUACGAUCCUUUGGACUUCUUGUACGGUGAGACGGAGCUCCGUGACGCGCCCGUGUACGCCACUAUCAGUAAACGGGAAAGUGUGAUGGUGCCCUCGCCGCCGCCUAAGAAGAUUCCCAGCGUUCCUGCAGUGGCUAAAAGGCCGACUACGAACAAACUCUACGACUGUAUAGUAAAGACGCGAACCAAAAACUAUGAUAGUGAACACAAAGCAUUUUUGAAAAUGGUUAUAGACGUAAGAAAAAGAUUCAGUCACACGGACGAGAGAACGAAUCCGGGGCACGUGGUAGCGGCGCGCUCGGGCGGCCGGUACGCGCCCAACACUAGCAUUAAGCUCCUCGUCUACAACUCGCACACCGACGAGCCCAUCACCUUCACUUCCGACGUGGAAUCAACCGUGGAACAUGUGAUAUUAACAGUAGUUUGUUCACUCGACGAAGAUAUCAGAGAAGACAUGUCUGGGUACAUGUUGCGGGUAUGGGGAGCCAGAGAAUACUUAACCCCCGGCAGUUCGCUCAGUGAAUACGAUUGCAUUCGCGAGUGUGUGCGUCUGGAGAAAGACGUCCGUCUCUGUCUAACAGAAGGCAGAGAAACCUCCUUAGCGAGAACAGAAAGAGACGAUGCGAGAGAUGCGCACCUUACCCUAGAUGAAUUAAUAUCGACUCAGGGUGGUAUGCCAAUGUUGUCGUUCGAUAAUCUCUCUAUUUUAUUGGAAACUCUAGAAGGUGAGCUGUCUCGCGCAGUGGGCGUGUUAGGUGCGGAAGGGGUCUGUUCGCCCAAUGCGGUGUUCCAAGCCGUCAAAGCUAUCUGUGCGCUGGCGGGUGGCGUGGAGACGCUGCACGUCACACACACGCUCAACGCCUUCUCGCAGGCCUGCACUGCACAGGCGACUGGAGCAGUGCGGCCAGAAAUCCAGUCAGAAAGCGGGCCGUAUUGCUCGGUGUCGCUACGCUCGGCGAACGCUCGCGAGGCGCUCGCGCAACAAUGCUCGCGCGUUCGCGACGCCGUGCGCGCGCUGAUCGCGUUGUAUACGCGCGCAAGAUUGCUGGACUUCCAAAUGUCCGACGGACCCACUAUUGCAACGGAUCCUAAUAAAGCAGUCCCAGCCCACACGAUAUCGGAAACGAUGUUGUUCUGCAUCGAAGCAGUGCACUGCCUGCCGCACUGCUGGACACACGACGAGUACCUGUUCCACGCGCAGGUGUACUACGGCACGCGCCCGCUCAAGGCGCUGCACCUCACGCACGUGUCCAAGAUCGAGUGCGGCGGAUUCUACCCGAGGAUUAUAUUCGAUACGUGGUUAAAUCUAGAAGACGUCCCAGUCAAUACGCUCCCGCGCGAAUCCAGGCUAGUACUAACCCUGUACGGGCGCACGCAGCGAACGGAGGAGCAGGCCCAAAACGAGAGCCAACAGAACAACCAAGAAGGAGAGGAAAAUGGUGACGUGCUGUUCGAACAAGUGGAACUGGGCUGGACUGCCGUACAGUUGUUCGAUUACGAUAAAAUGCUAGCGUCGGGCCACUACGUGCUGCCGCUGUGGCCCGCGUGCUGCGACCGGCGCAUCGGGCCCGCGCCGCACCCGCUGCAUACGCCGCCGCCGCCAUAUCCCCUAGUUAAUAUUGAAAUCCCCAUAUAUACGCGGACGGGCGUCAAAUGGACGGACGAUGAAGAAGAGAAAGGGAAAUCGUUAUCUCUGGAGGAUUUGCCCAAGUUCGACUCGCUGGACGGACACACGCAGUCGCAGUUGUUGCAUCUGAUCGAGCAGGGCGCCUACCAGAGGAUGCCUACUGAAGGUAGAGAGAUUCUAUGGGAGAAGCGUCAGUAUCUGGUGCAGCUACCAGGUGCCUUGCCGCUGGUUUUGCUCGCGGCGACCAACUGGUGCGGCGAGCAGCGCGCGCAACUUGUGUCGCUCAUACAACUGUGGGAGAAGCCUUCACCGCUCAACUCCAUGCAUCUGCUGCUACCCUGUUUCCCAGAUGCGGCAAUCAGAAAAAUGGCAGCGGCACUCGUGAACGGAAUGUCUGACGACGAGCUGAUCCGAGUGCUGCCGCAGCUCGCGCAAGCGUUGCGGUAUGAGACGUAUGAAGCUAGUCCGCUCGCAGAGGUGUUAUUAUCGCGAGCAUUAUCAGCCCCCGCCGUGGCACACAAAAUGUUUUGGCUUCUAGUCCAUUCCCUGCCAAACGUACCACAGGCACCAAAUCAAGAAUUUCUGGGCAUAAGUUUAGAAGAGAACGCGGGUGAAAAUCUAGAAGUGGACGCUACUAUGACUGCGACGUGGCGGUAUAGAUUGCUCCUACGGGCGCUACUGGCCAUCUGUGGAGAGAACUUAACCAAGACUUUGCUUAGGCAACAACUGCUUGUUAAGACGGUAGCAGACGUAGCGAUGUCGGUCAAAUGCGCAAAGGAGGCGCUACGUCAGCGCGCGCUGUACGUUGGGGGCGAGAAGCUCUCCGGCCUGCUGCGCCAAGAGCCAGCUGCGCUGCCGUUCGCGCUGCAUCGAUACGUGCACGACAUCGAUGUCAAGUCUUGCUCAUACUUCUCCUCAAACACACUCCCGUUGAAAAUCAACUUUAUUGGCAUCGACUGUGCUGUUAUUCCCGCUAUGUUUAAGGUUGGUGAUGAUUUAAGACAAGAUUCGUUAGUACUGCAAGUGAUCAAAGUAAUGGACACUUUGUGGUUGAAAGCUGGAUUAGAUCUGAGAAUAGUCACAUUCCAAGCACUACCUACUAGUCGGAAGAGGGGUAUGAUAGAAAUCGUUCCUGAGGCAGAGACCCUGCGCGCCAUACAAACCGAGUGGGGCUUGACGGGAUCAUUCAAAGACAAGCCCAUAGCGGAGUGGCUGGCCAAACACAACCCCUCCGAACUGGAGUACCAGCGGGCAAGGGAUAAUUUUACAGCGUCGUGCGCGGGCUACAGCGUGGCGACCUACCUGCUGGGCAUCUGCGACCGCCACAACGACAACAUCAUGCUGAAGACGUCCGGCCACCUCUUCCACAUCGACUUCGGCAAGUUCCUGGGCGACGCGCAGAUGUUUGGCAACUUUAAGAGAGACCGUGCGCCGUUCGUGCUAACUAACGACAUGGUGUACGUCAUCAACGGCGGUGAUCGCCCCACGCAGCGCUUCCAGCACUUUGUGGAGCUUUGCUGUAUGGCCUUCAACAUAGUACGGGCGCAUCACGAUCACAUACUGGACUUGUUCGCUUUGAUGGCGAUGUCGGGGGUGACGGGCGUGUCGAGCGCGGCGGUGGGCUACGUGCGCGCCGCGCUGCUGCCCGCCGCCUCCAAUGCAGAAGCGGCUGCGGCCUUCGCGCAGCUCAUCAACUCCUCGCUCAAGAGCAAAUUCACGCCCAUUAACUUCUUCCUGCACAAUCUGGCGCAGAUGAGAGCGAGCGGCGACCAGAGCAGCAGCUCGUCUGAACUGCUUUCCUUCAUGCCACGGACUUACACUAUGGCGCAAGAAGGUCGGCUGGUUCGGGUGGAAUGUUUGAGCUACGAAAAACGCUACGACCCAGAAAAGCACUACGUAUACGCGCUGCGAGUUUACAGGCAGGGGCAGGCCACGCCGGCCGUGCUGUACCGCUCGUACAAACAUUUCACGGAGCUCUACCAGAAGAUCUGCCUGCACUUCCCUUUGGCGAAGGUUCAUAGUUUACCCAUCGGUCUGCACGUGGGUCGCUCCAACGUGCGCCAAGUCGCUGAGAAGAGGUUCACCGACGUGCAAGCGUUCCUCACGUCGCUGUUCAGCCUGGCGGACGAGAUCGCGCACUCCGACCUCGUCUACACGUUCUUCCAUCCGCUGCUGAGGGACCAGCAAGACGUCGAGCCUCAGAGGUUGAGGAAAGGAGAGUCGGUCGAAGCAGAGAACAGCGGUUCCGGAUCUUUAAAACUGUCAGUACAGUACUCGGGCGGAGUGCUGUCCGUGCUGAUUCUGCACGCGCAGUCUUUGCCUCUCUCACAAGGACUGCCGCCUAAUCCCUACGUCAAGGUGUACCUAGUCCCAGACCCGAACAAAGAGACGAAGCGAAAAACGCGCGUACUGAAGCGCAACUCGCAUCCAUCUUUCAUGGAGAUGCUCGAAUACCGCCUUCCGCUCGAAGUCGUCAAGAACAGAAGCCUCCAAGCGACUGUCUGGAACUACGACUCGCUACAAGAGAACCAGUUUCUAGGCGGCGUGGUGAUACCUCUGAACUCGCUGAAUCUCAGGGAGGAGACGGUUGCGUGGUACCCGCUCGAGUACAUCCCGCGGUAGCUAGUGCUGGCGCGCUCCGCCAUUUGGACCACGGACGGGCCCCUUCGCUGAGUCGUGGUCGCAAUACGGAUGCGCCCUAUACUAUAAUUUCAUGUAUUAGAAUUGUCGAAUGAGAGACGCGUUGUAUUGCUGCCUUCGUGGCUUAGUUUAAUAUUUUACUAUUGUACGAGCAAAUAGUUGACCAUGCUUAAAGUGCGGCGAAACCAGAGGCACAUCUCCUAACUUGUGUAUACAUUAUACGUGCACUAUUGUACGCAAACUGACUGGCACACAUGUUUUACGCGAAUGUCCAAGCAACUCGGGAAACAAACUAAGCAACUAGGUGGAACUAUGAGUUAUGACUCUCCACAAGAGAACCUUGUAGCGAGAGUUCCUUGGUGGCGUGGUGAU